Monopterus albus (swamp eel) is the source of this 1873-nucleotide messenger RNA. It is a transcript of the gene ttc33, whose product is annotated as tetratricopeptide repeat domain 33. Lineage: Eukaryota; Metazoa; Chordata; Actinopteri; Synbranchiformes; Synbranchidae. Gene Ontology annotation, molecular function: protein binding. The transcript has 5 exons. Bases 133 to 951 code for a protein of 272 amino acids. The record is from RefSeq and is a predicted model, not a curated record.
AACGCUGCUCGAAAUUUUCGAUUUAAACGAUACCACUUGAACGCAGCAUAAAGGGCAAAUCAAUAUGGCUAAAUGUUAGCUUUCAUAAGCUUGGUCUAGUAUUGCUCACGGAAGGUUACUGAAGUCUGUUCGAUGGCUUCAUUUGGCUGGAAGAGGAAAGCUGGUGAGAGGGUGUCAAAGUCAGUGGUCCAGCAGUUUGAGGCUGAGGCGGAGAAGGCUGAGGAAGUUGAUGAACAAACUCAGGAUGAGAAGGUAGACUGGCUGCACGCCAUCAAACGGCGACGCGAGGUCCUGCUGGAGGACUGUGGUGCCAAGAGCAAGAGGCUGAAGGAUGAGGGUGCGCUGCUGGCUGAGCAAGGCAGGCACUGGGAAGCCAUUAAGAAGUGGGAUGAGGCCAUUCACCUGACUCCAGACGACCCACUACUAUACGAGAUGAAGUCUCAGGUACUAACCAUUCUGCAGGAAGUGUUCCCAGCUGUGAGAGCAGCAGAGACGGCUGUGAAAUUCCGCCCCCUCUGGUGGGAAGGCUGGCAAACUCUGGGCCGGGCCCAGCUCAACCUGGGAGAGGUGGAUCUGGCUGUGAGGUCUUUCCAGGUUGCAAUCCACCUCUGUCCAUCGGAGUGCAAGCUGUGGCAGGAAGAUCUGGCCUGGGCAUGGAGGAUACAGAAGCAGCAUUUAGCAACCAAGGAGAAGAUUCGGCAAGAGGAGGAGACCAAGAAACAGAUCCUUAAUGCGCCUGAGCUCGAGCAGGACUAUGACUUUGAGUCUGAUGAGGUGCUGGAUGCCUGCGUGGCUGUUGCAGAGCGACAGACACACUAUGAGAAGCUCAAGCAAACUGCUGUGGUCAUAGACUCUGAGGGAAACAUACAAAAUGUUGUCAGUGGGGAACAGGGAUCAGACAACACAGAGACACCAUUAAAGGAGCAGUUCGUCAAAAUAAGAGGACUUUAAACUAAUCUUGGCAUCAGUCAUUUAUCCUGGGUGCAUUUUCAGGACUCUGGUGUUAUUUCUGGAACCACUGUGUGUGUGUGUGUGUGUGUGUCUUUUUUGCAGGAAAGCAGCCAACAUGAGAACUGACAGAUUUGAAAAAGACUUGUGUUGUUGUUUAAGAUUUUCUGUUCCUUCAGUGUUAAAUGUGCAUGUAAAGAUUUUUACAUGAGAAUAAAUGUUUCAAAAUAUGUUCUCUCUCACUGUCACAUUCAUAUUUCCUUCAUUGAACAUCUGUCCAUCAUUUACCAAGAAGCUUCUUUUCCCAUUUAGCAAAGAUGCAGUAAGAUACUUCUGUGAAUAAUAAUAAUCCAUUGAAAUCAGCUUCCAUUUCCUUUGGGAUUGUGGUAAUGCUUUAUUUUACAGCUAUUUCAUCAUAAUUUCUUGAACGUUUCCUGCAAAGAACCAUGUAGUUUGGUAUUAAUUACAGAACAAUGGAGACAAAGGUCUGAGAUUUUUUUUCUUAGUUAGUCCAUUGAGUUGUGUUGAGUUUAUCAUUAGCUUCCAGAUGAGUUUCCAGGACAAAAUCACUCAGUUAAUAGUUGAACCCUAGUUAAUAGUUUGUGUAUUGGAUGGUUGUUUGUAGAUAGAUUAAAUAUUUUUCAUGUGUAGUUCACCUUCUGUCUUCUGAAGAAUGCCUCAUGUUUGUGCUAGGUUAGUAUGUAGAAGUAACUGGAAGUGUACCAACUGAUCAAUUACCCUAUGGAUGUAUUAGCUAAUAGCAUAAUAACAUUAUUAAUAACAUAUUAAGGCAGAAAUUUGUGCUUAACGCCAAAUGCUUCAUUAUUUUCCAGGAUUGACUUAUAAACAAAAAUCCUAAAGGCAGACAGCCUGAGACUUUGUGGAAUAAAGUAUUUCCUUUGUUGGCUAUAAAACUCAGACAACC